This is a messenger RNA of Cucurbita pepo subsp. pepo (vegetable marrow), 861 nucleotides long. Its product is annotated as ethylene-responsive transcription factor ERF043. Gene Ontology annotation, molecular function: DNA-binding transcription factor activity; DNA binding. Gene Ontology annotation, biological process: regulation of DNA-templated transcription. NCBI's taxonomy places the organism in Eukaryota, Viridiplantae, Streptophyta, Magnoliopsida, Cucurbitales, Cucurbitaceae. The record is from RefSeq and is a predicted model, not a curated record.
AUUUACUCCUCACUCUCACACACGUUUCCAUUAUUCUCUCUCUCUUUCGCUCUCUUUCUUCCAAUUAAUUUCUCACCAUAAUAUCUCCGAUCACUCACCAAUGUCCAACGCCACCGUGCCGGAGUCCGACUCCGGCGGCUCAAAUUCUUCCACCUCCACUUCCUCCUCUUCCUUUUCAACUUCAUGUUCCAUCUCCUCUCCAACCAAAAAAGCCGGUGUCUGCCGCCCAAAGCGCGCGCGUGAAAUCACCACCAACAGUCGCCACCCAAUUUACCGCGGCGUCCGAAUGAGGGCGUGGGGCAAAUGGGUGUCGGAAAUUCGAGAGCCAAAGAAGAAGAGCCGGAUCUGGCUCGGCACCUUCGCCACACCCGACAUGGCAGCACGUGCCCACGACGUAGCCGCACUCACCAUCAAAGGCAACUCCGCUAUCCUCAACUUCCCCGAACUCGCCGCGUCACUCCCACGCCCGGCUUCCUCCUCCCCUCGCGACGUCCAAUCCGCCGCCGCUCUCGCCGCCUCAAUGCAACUCCCUAACGCCCCACCUCCACCCCCACCGCCGCCACCACCCUCAUCGCCUCCAUUUACGUCAUCCUCGGAGUUGGACGAGUCGACGCCGGAGGAACUGAGUGAAAUCGUAGUGCUGCCGAGUUUGGGAACGAGUUACGAGGAAUCAUCCGAGUCAGUGACCGAGUUAGUGUUCGACGAGUGGCAAUAUGGGCUUUGGGAUCAAAAUCAAAGCUCAAAAGAAGAAGAAGAAGAAGCUUAUGAGUUCUUCAUAGAUCAAAUGGCAAUGGCGGAAAAAUCAUUUCAAGCUUUACCCUUCUCGUGGUAACAUUAAAUUGCUACAAAUUCAAGCUGGUU